Messenger RNA from Trypanosoma conorhini, 1002 nucleotides. Its product is annotated as ribosomal rRNA processing protein 45. Gene Ontology annotation, biological process: U4 snRNA 3'-end processing; exonucleolytic trimming to generate mature 3'-end of 5.8S rRNA from tricistronic rRNA transcript (SSU-rRNA, 5.8S rRNA, LSU-rRNA); U1 snRNA 3'-end processing. Lineage: Eukaryota; Euglenozoa; Kinetoplastea; Trypanosomatida; Trypanosomatidae. Gene Ontology annotation, cellular component: cytoplasmic exosome (RNase complex); nuclear exosome (RNase complex). The coding region runs from base 1 to 1002 and encodes 333 amino acids. The record is from RefSeq and is a predicted model, not a curated record. The transcript has a single exon.
AUGCUGCAUCGUUGCGCCUUACAGACAAUUGCCAGCCCCGCACUGACGCAGCGUGAGGUGGAGUUCGCCAAGUCUGCAUGGCUUGCUGGACUGAGGCCCGAUCAGCGGGGGGCGCAGCAGCUGCGGGAAGUGAAAGUCGAGUUUCCACUUCUUUCCAGAGAUGUGGUUUGCGUGCGUUGCGGCGGCACCAUCGUCACGGCCGCCAUUGCGUGUGAGCUCGUGGAGCCCUUCCCGUACAGGCCAAAGCACGGCAUGCUCGAGUUCUCCGUGCGGCGGCCGUGCACCGAACGUGAUAGCAGCGCAAAGUCGACAGAAUUGAAGACAUUGACCGCAUUUUUAGAGAGACUCAUUAAAAAUGGCGGGGUUGUUGACACGGAGAGCCUCUGCGUGUUGCCCGGCCGACGUGUGUGGAGCGUCAGUGUGGACGUCACAGUGCUGAACGACGAGGGGAACGUCACGGACGUCGCGGUGUGGGCCACGGUGGCAGUUCUGCUCCACUACCGACGACCGGAGCUCACAAUCCGAGGAAGCUCUGUUAUUCUGCACCCACCGCACGAGCGUGAGCCCGUGCCGCUUUCCGUGCACCACUCCCCACUUUCCUUCAGCUUUGCCGUCACCAUGAAUUCCAGCGAUCGCAACAAAUUGGCUCGGCACCACAGGGAUAAUAAAGAGUUGCUCGAAGUCGUUGUGGAUCCGACCUUCGCGGAGGCGACUGCGGCGGCCUCCUCCGUUGUAGUUGCGGUCAACGCGGAGGGACAAGUGUGCUCCGUGUCCAAGUCGGAGGGCCACUGCGUUCAUCUUAACGAGCUUAACCACUGCAUGGAGACGGCGGCCCUGCUUGCGCCACGCGUCUUGGCGUUGAUACGGGCGGCCAUGGCGGCACACGAAGUGAGGCGGCAGAAGUCCCUUCAGGGACAGUUCUUAUGGGCACAGAAGCGCAGCGGCGUCGGCAGAGAUGCGCCAGAGCCGGAGACCGCAAAAAAGGUGAGGGCGGAGACUUGA